AUGAUGUGGACUGCGAGUCUCCUCUGCAUCCUCUGGGCAUCGUGUAUCCUCGGAGCUCCAGUAAACAAAGAGAGACAGAAGGUGCUGCUGAUCUCCUUUGAUGGAUUCAGGUGGGAUUAUGACCGUGAUGUGGACACUCCAAACCUUGACAAAAUGGCCAAGGAUGGAGUCAAAGCUGCGUAUGUCACACCUCCUUACCUCACCGUCACCAGCCCUACACACUUCACCCUCUUGACAGGCCGCUACAUUGAGAAUCACGGGGUAAUCCACAACAUGUGGUUCGACACAGCCACCGGUGAGAAAUGGCCGUACUAUCAGACUCUGUUUGUGAAUGAGUGGUGGGACAAUGGCACUCUGCCUAUCUGGAUCACAGCACAGAGACAGGGCCUAAAAGCUGGCUCCCUUCACUUUCCUGGCACACCUUCCAGUUACCAGGGAGAGGUUGCUAUGGUGCGGGAAUGGGAGCCACCGCUUUACAACUACAAGAACGAGACCGCUUGGCGAGAGAACACAGACAAGGUGAUGGGCUGGUUCAGGGACCAGGAUCUGGACUUCGUGUCCCUGUACUUUGGUGAGCCAGAUGGCACAGGCCACAGAUAUGGCCCAGACUCCCCUCAGCUCAGAGAAAUGGUCCAACAAGUGGACCGAGCAGUGGGCUACAUUCGACACUCUGCUCAACAACACGGGCUGAGCAGCCGCCUGAAUAUCAUCAUCACAUCUGACCACGGCAUGACCAAGGUGUACCGUGGCAGUCUGGUGGAAGAAAUCACGCUGUCCAAGAUCCCAGGCUUCUCGUUCCGUGACCUGUCCUUCCACCUGGUGGACUACGGCCCCUCUGGGAUGCUGUUGCCAAAGCCGGGCAUGCUAGACAAGGUUUACAACGCCUUGAAGGGGGCUCAUCCACACCUCCAUGUGUACAAGAAGGAGGAGAUGCCAGAGCGCCUUCACUUCACCAAAAAUGAUCGCAUCCUCCCCAUCAUCUUAUGGGCUGAUACUGGAUAUGUUAUAAACGGGUAUUUCCCAGUUCAGUUCAACAAGGGAGAGCACGGCUUUGACAACCAAGACAUGGACAUGAAGGCUUUCUUCAGGGCAGUGGGUCCGGCGUUUCACAGGAACCUGGAGGUGGGGCCCUUUGAGACGGUGAACAUCUACCCCUUGAUGUGUCACAUCCUGGGCAUCAAGCCGGAGGUCAAUGACGGCCACCUGAAUGCCACCAAACACAUGCUGGUGACGACUCGGGGUGGAGGUGUGAGUCACCUGCCAAAUCUCUUCAACGGACUGGCUGCAGUAGCUGGAUUUCUUGUCUUAGUUUUUAUAUUUACAGUGUCCCACAGAAUACUUAAGAGGGCAAAGAGCAAACGGAAAAACAAAAGGUAA
Messenger RNA from Stegastes partitus (bicolor damselfish), 1377 nucleotides. Its product is annotated as ectonucleotide pyrophosphatase/phosphodiesterase family member 7-like. NCBI's taxonomy places the organism in Eukaryota, Metazoa, Chordata, Actinopteri, Pomacentridae. The transcript has 5 exons. The record is from RefSeq and is a predicted model, not a curated record. The coding region runs from base 1 to 1377 and encodes 458 amino acids.